Messenger RNA from Salvelinus namaycush (lake trout), 642 nucleotides. Its product is annotated as sterile alpha motif domain-containing protein 10-like. The transcript has 5 exons. Gene Ontology annotation, molecular function: protein binding. NCBI's taxonomy places the organism in Eukaryota, Metazoa, Chordata, Actinopteri, Salmoniformes, Salmonidae. The record is from RefSeq and is a predicted model, not a curated record. Gene Ontology annotation, biological process: cell surface receptor protein tyrosine kinase signaling pathway. Bases 1 to 642 code for a protein of 213 amino acids. Gene Ontology annotation, cellular component: cytoplasmic side of plasma membrane.
AUGACUUGGAAACAGGCCACUAGGGGCAACAUUGAGGGCUGUUACCUUCAAAUAGGUUCCGGUUUUGCCAGGGCAGUGUGGACGUGGAUGGCGGAUGCACCAGCGUCCAGCUUCAGUUUCUGCCGUGCGUCCCUGGAGCACACAGUGUCUGUAGAGGAGCUCAGCUACCAGCUGCCUCGUCGGCCAGGGGCCAGUCUGACCUGGCACGAUGGGAGGGGGCAGAAGAACACACACACCGUCAAACUACUGCAGCAGCCUGGCACAGAGGGCAUACAGCUGCGUCCAGGCGAGGCCUUCACUGUGUACCACACCAGUCCUACUCUGUCCAGUCUGUCCAAACCAGUGGUUCUGUGGACCCAACAGGACGUCUGCAAGUGGCUGAAGAAACACUGUCCCCACAACUACCUGACCUACGUAGAAGCCUUCUCCCACCAUGCUAUCACAGGUCGUGCAUUGCUGAGGUUGAACGGGGAGAAGUUGGAGAGGAUGGGCAUUGUCCAAGAAACAUUGAGACAGGAGGUUCUACAGCAGGUCCUUCAGCUACAAGUCAGAGAGGAGGUCCGCAACCUGCAGUUGCUCAGCAGAGGGCUAAUGGUAACUACUUCUAAACUUCCAAAGAUCCAAUCAACCAUGGAUGAAUGA